Messenger RNA from Puntigrus tetrazona (Sumatra barb), 2493 nucleotides. RefSeq names its product RAB3A interacting protein (rabin3)-like 1 (gene rab3il1). The record is from RefSeq and is a predicted model, not a curated record. Gene Ontology annotation, biological process: exocytosis. The transcript is spliced from 11 exons. NCBI's taxonomy places the organism in Eukaryota, Metazoa, Chordata, Actinopteri, Cypriniformes, Cyprinidae. Gene Ontology annotation, molecular function: guanyl-nucleotide exchange factor activity. Gene Ontology annotation, cellular component: Golgi to plasma membrane transport vesicle. Bases 288 to 1283 code for a protein of 331 amino acids.
ACAAAACCAAACAUCACGGAUUCGUCGCUCAGGUCCGGACUCCGGAGUGUUUGUCCGGAUCAGAUCUCAACGAUCGAGCUCGGUCGGAAAACUUCAGUCAGAUCUGUUGGUAUUUUUCUCACGGCUGUUUAUCUCUUUUCGUUUCGGCAAAGCGGAGCCGCAACUUUGUAACACUGUUGGUCGACCUGGAGCCAGAUCCGAGGCCUGGACUGGGGGGUGAUGGAGGCCAGAAGAUACCCCCGGAGGAGGAGGAGGAGGCGGGAGCACACAGACGAGAGACGUACAACAUGUCCCGUCUGCGCAGUUCCUCUCUGGAGAUCAAGGAGAAGGGAACAGAAUUCCUCCGAGAGCAGCUGGAUGCUGCACAAAAGGAGCUGAAGUUGAAAGACGAGGAGUGUGUCAGACUGUCUCACGUCAGGAAUCAGCUGGAGCAGGAAUUGGAGGAAUUGACCGCCAGUCUGUUUGAGGAGGCUCAUAAGAUGGUGCGAGAAGCCAACGUGAAACAAGCGGCAGCUGAGAAGCAGCUGAAGGAGGCUCAGGGCAAGAUUGAUGUCCUGCAGGCGGAGGUCUCGGCUCUGAAAACCCUGGUACUGACCUCUACUCCCUCCUCACCAAACCGCCAGCUCCACCCUCAGCUGCUGUCACCAGGCUCCAGUCGGGCCCCGUCUCGUCCCGGGGGCCACACGCGCAACAAGAGCGCCAGCGGUGCUCUACAGCUGCAAACGGAGGCCGCACCGAUGGAUGCAGCAACAAACCGGGAGGACAAAGAGCUGGACUCGGUGUUGUUCGCAGAGUUCCUCUCGUGGAAGGAGAGGCCGGGUCUGGAUCGCUCCUCAGCGUUCAUCGGCAGGGUGUACAGAGAGGACAUCGGGCCCUGUCUUUCGUUCACCUGCUCUGAGCUGUCUCAGUCGGUUCAGUGCGCCGUGGAGAACAACUCUCUGACCAUCGAGCCCGUCGCCUCGUCGUCUCUGCACACGCUCAAAGCCCUCGAAUGCGGAGGACCCAACGGUUGCCGGACACCCAUAGAAACCAAAUGUGCUUUGAGCGGCAUGUCCCGCCCCUGCCGACAUCGCAUCAAACUGGGAGAUAAAGAGAAUUACUACUAUAUAUCUCCGUCUAGCAGAGCACGAAUCACAGCCGUGUGUAAUUUCUUCACUUACAUCAGGUACAUCCAGCAGGGCCUCGUCAGACAGGACGUCCAGCAGAUGUUUUGGGAAGUGAUGCGUCUGCGGAGAGAGAUGAGCGUGGCCAAGCUGGGAUAUUUCCUGACGGAGCAGAGCUAGAGAAGCAGAACACGAAACACGAAACACGGCGAGGUCAUCUUGACUUCCCCCCAAACACUCCCAUGCUGCUGUUAUCCAGGGAAGCACUACAGAAGAGCCCCCAGAACUGUGCUCCCGGCUCUGGGAAAGACUGAAUGCAAUAACUGUGCCGCUUCCUUAACACCGAGGUAAACGUUUACAAGACAUUUAAGUGAAAAAUAAAGCCGUUUUUCCAUUUACCGGCGUGUAGAAACGUUAAAAAGUUACACUUCCUCCCGCUCAGAACGCUCAAUUUAUCUCACAAUUCCGUUUUUUUUUUUUUUUUUUUUUUUUCGGAAUUCCCGAACGAUUCUAAAUUUCUCUCGGAAUUCGAUUUUUUUUUUUUUGUAACACAGCAAAAAAAGUUUUUAUCCUACGCUUCUUUAAAAGUUUAUAUUGCACAAUCUCGACUUUGCUUCUCAGAACUGCUAUUCUGUGAGAUGAUUUAAACGCAAUUUCGCGUUUUUUUUCGUUCCGCGGCAAAAAAGAAAAGAAAAAAGCUACCGAACUGACAUUUAACCCGCCGUUCGCAAAGAAAUCCAGAGUUUAGGCACGCGAUGGCAAGUUUUCAGCUCAUCUGGUGUUCCUCAGCUCAGACGCGUUUUUUUGAAUCCUAGAAAGAUGGUAAAAUAAUUGGCUCGUAUUGAAGAAGUCUUCCGUGACAUGAAAAGGUUGAUGUUUCGACAAUCUCUAUGUUCUUCCGAAUCUUCUAACAACCUGUUUGGCAAAGACGUGAAUGCUUGUCCUAGUCUGAAACUCAUAGUUAUGUUAAUUGCAGCAAUAGAAUCGCUUGUGGAGUUCUCAAGAACUUUAUGUGAAGGUACAUCAGUGAGGCUCUUUGAACGGACAAAUCCUCCGGAAAUCUUUUCUAUGCAAGUGUCAUGAGUCUCCAGCGCUUCUGUUAUGGAUGCUUAUUGCACCAAGUUAUGGUAACCGUACCGUGAUGCAUCACACUCCGUAUUAUCGAUCAUAACCGUUGCAUGAUUGACGGUCGCAUACAGUGUUUACGGCGUAGGACUCGCUUGUGGUGGACUGUCUUCAUAUUUAACUUGAUGAUGCGUGUGCGGAAGGUUGUAUUUGUGUUUUGGAAAUGUAUCGUUCAGCCUCGUUUUCAAGCCGUGUUCGUUGCUUUGUCUGCCUCGUCAUGUUAAAAAGGACCUUUAAAAACUCCAUUAAAAGCAUCUGCAGAAUA